AUGGCAGCUGUUCUGUGCAAAUCCAUUGGUGCACUUUGCGCACUGCCCUGCAGGUUGUGCGCUGCGGGUUGCAAGGGAUGCAACGACGCUUGCGGUGGCGCUUGCAAGGGAUGUGAUCAUUUUUUCUCCCUCUUGUGCCGAAAUCCCUUUUCUUUCUUUGUGGCCGUCGCCCUCUUUACCCAGGGACCUGCCAUCUUUUUGGUCAUUCCGGCUGUGGGUGGGAUUCCUGAUUGUUCGGAGUCUCUGUAUUUGGUGGUCAAUACGGUGCUGGCGGCAGUCAAUGUGUUUACUGCCUUUUAUUUGGCGUACAAGAUUGUCGAUAUUACCAAUCAAGAGAUGGGAGACACGACCUUUAAGAGGGCAACCUGGCUAAUGUGCAAUGAUCCUUGGAUUGCUAUUUACAUCUGUCUGUUUAUUGGAUUCAUGUGCGUGCAAGCGUGGGGAUCCUCCCUUGGCUUUGGAAACAUGUUUGAUAGUGACAUUCCUAUGGACGAUCAAAUUUGUCCGGAAUCCACUGGACAAAUGUUACAGAUUGGAACUGGUUUGGGAUGGGCUUUUUGCUUUCUUGGAUUUGGAGCUCUGAUGUUUAGUCUGUGUUGUGCCAAAUUUGACAAUACCGAUUACACUCAAUCAGCAAACAAUAAUAACAACGGUACCAACAGCACGAAUCCAUCAGUACCACAUGGAUCCUAUGAUGCCCAUCAGAACAGCAACAACAAUGGGGGGAAUGCUGCCACCUACAAUGCCGAAGCCGUGCCAGAAAAUGAUUUUGUCCAACCCACUGGAAAGAAGGAUUCCAAACCAUCCGCAUCGAGUAGCACUAGUAGUCCUCCCGUGUACAACCAGCAAGGUGUUCCCAGCAAUGAUUUUGUUGCGCCCAAUCAUCCACCACCACGUGCUCAGGCACAACAAGAAGAAGUACCCAUGGCGUAUGCGGAAGCAAUUCCGCAAGCAUCCGCUCCACCAUCAGAGUAUGACAAUGCUGCUGCUGGAACAGGAAAUACCGCAUCACAAGCCAGCAAUAACAACAACAGCAACAACAACAAGAAUAACGGUUCUACUGGUGGUAAGGUUGGCGGAACGGCCGGCAAGCAAAUUGGAAAAUUGUGGAGCAAAGACGAAACCAAACAACAAAAGAUUGCCCAGCAGGGACAAAAGGCAGGUGAGUCUUUGGAGACGGGGGUUUUGGCGGCCAAGAACUUUUUGCAAUCCAAAUGGAAGAAACACAAUGAUAACAAGAAAUAA
Messenger RNA from Cylindrotheca closterium, 1245 nucleotides. The record is from the annotation of a GenBank genome assembly. NCBI's taxonomy places the organism in Eukaryota, Bacillariophyta, Bacillariophyceae, Bacillariales, Bacillariaceae.